Messenger RNA from Ectocarpus siliculosus, 1547 nucleotides. Lineage: Eukaryota; Phaeophyceae; Ectocarpales; Ectocarpaceae. The record is from the annotation of a GenBank genome assembly.
AUGAUAGCCCUGCCGGAGGUGGAACGCGAGCGCAUCGUGUUCGAGCGGUUCCAGAAGCGGCAGCAGGACAAGGAGAAGGUGGCGCUGUGGAAGCGCCUGCAGAAGAACAAGGCGCGGACCGGCGGCGGCGGUGUGAGCGGGGAGGUCUCCGCCGCGGCGGUCCAGAAGAGGAAGGAGGCGCAGGCGGCCAGGGCGGCGACAGCGGCGGCGAGGGCGGCGGCCCUCGAGAACGACGACAGCAGCAGCAGCAGCGGCAGCGGCCAGUCCGACGAGUCCGGCGACGAAGAAGGGGCCGUUGUUAGAGAGGAGGGCAGAGGUGGCGGCGGGGUGGAGAAGGACGAGGACUCGGAUGAGGACUCGGACGAGCCGCCGCAACAGCGACGACCGCCGCCGGCGGCGGCGGGGGCCGCGGUGUCGUCCGCAGCGGCGGAGGAAGACGAAGAGAACAGCGACGACGACGAUGAUAUGGGACAGCAACAGCAGCCGCAGGAGCAGCAGAGCCGCCGACGGCAGGGCGCAAGGGACCGCUCCGGCGGCGGUGGCGGCGGCAGCAGCAGGAGAAGGAGGUCGAGCCGGUCCCGCAGCCGGAGCAGAGACAGGGAUUACCGCGGAGGCGGCAGCCGUCGCUCACGGUCUAGGUCUCAGGAAGGGGAGCGGGGGCGCGGCAGCAGCAGCAAGCCCAGAGAGUCGAAGCCCGAGCCGGAGCCGGAGCCGGUGUUGGAGGACAUCAACCGGUGUCGGGUGCCGAGGGACUACCUGGAGCGCUGGGCGAACGAGCCGUACUUCGAGAAGGCCGUGCAGGGGUGCUUUGUGAGGGUGGCGAGGGGGGUGGGCAGGAGCGGCGAGCGGGUUUACGUGAUGGCGGAGAUCGUCGGGGUGGGGCCCUACAAGCGGAAGUACAAGAUCGGCAAUUCCUACACCCAGAAGUGCCUCAAGAUCUCGGCCAGCAGCUCGCAAGUGAGGGACCAGUGCAUGGAUAUCGUGUCCAACUCCCGCAUCUCGGAGGGGGAGUACACGCGUUGGAAGGACGGCCGGAAGGGGGCGAAGGUGCCGACCCUCACGGUCUCAGAGUGCAACGCUCGCCGCGUGCGCAUGAACAAGAUCGUUCAGGGCCACAGGUACUCUGCCGAGGAGGUGUCGGCCAUGGUGAAGCAGCGGCAGAGCGAGGGAGUGGCGUUCACGAACGUGGCGCUGUCCCGCAUGAAGCUGGACAAUUCUCUCGAGGCCGCGGUGGCGGAGGGCAGGGAGGACGAGGCGGACUUUUGCAGGGAGCAGCUCGCCAAGUUGGACGAGCGUGAGGCCCAGAAGAAGAAGAGCCUGGACUCGGGAGCGGCCGGGAUGCGUGCCCUGAACGAGCGCAACAAGACUUUCAACGUCCACACCGACACUCACGUCGGCCGCAAGAAGCGCUUGGCGGAAGCCAAGGCCAGGGAGGCGUCGGCAGCCGGGGACGAGGGCGACUUCGACCCUUUCAAGCGACGCUCCUGCCGCCCCAAGAUACUCUGGUCCGUGGGCCAGCACAGCCCCACCCGGCCGCCGCCGCCCCG